AUAAUUACUUUUCACUUCAAAUGCUUUUUUAUAUUUUUGUUAAUUUUUGAUAAAAAUGAUGUAACAUGAAAUGUUAAUCACCUUGUAUUUAAUGUAUCAAUAUUUUAUAGCGGAUUCUAAUGUAGGAAUUGUCCUUAUUCUGAAACUGUUGGGUGCAAGCCAAAAGCGGUGUGAUGGCAGACCUAUAGAAACACUGAAUAAAGACGAAGUUGAAGCUGUCACCAAUAAAUUCUGUAAUAUUGACCAAGACCAAAAUGGUCUUAUAAAUAAAACAGAAUACAAUGAAUUGAUUGAUUUAAUUAGCGACCAUAUUGAAACUGAUUUUUUUUUAAUGAUUAAAAAAAUAGCAACAGUAGAAAUGAUAAAUGAAUGGAAAAGUCACAAUAAUGAAGUCGAAAAUGAGUCAUACGAUUUAGGUGAUGUAAUGCUAGAAUUAUUACGGUACAGGGCACAAUUAAAAAACACAGUUUUUGGUAAAGAAGAAGAUUUGGAAAAAAUCAAAAAUGUAGUUCUUUAUCUCUCAAAUAACGUGCCAUAUAUUGAGAUAACUCAAUAUUAUUACAUGUAUUAGAUGAAUAAAAGAUACGUAAAAGUAUUAUUUGUUUAAAUUUUCAAAAAUACUCAUAGUUUUUUUAGCUUUCACUUAAAAUUAUAUAAAUUUGUAAUUUUUGAAGUCCAAUCAUGUAUUUUCUUUCAUUAUUAUUUUUAUUACAUCAAUGUGAUUUAUAUCUCGUUUUUUAUUUUAUUGUAGACACUGUGCUAUUUU
Daktulosphaira vitifoliae (grape phylloxera) is the source of this 766-nucleotide messenger RNA. RefSeq lists its product as uncharacterized. NCBI's taxonomy places the organism in Eukaryota, Metazoa, Arthropoda, Insecta, Hemiptera, Phylloxeridae. The record is from RefSeq and is a predicted model, not a curated record. The transcript has 5 exons. Gene Ontology annotation, molecular function: calcium ion binding. The coding region runs from base 71 to 571 and encodes 166 amino acids.